Molecule: messenger RNA, 2340 nt
Organism: Ruditapes philippinarum (Manila clam)
Lineage: Eukaryota; Metazoa; Mollusca; Bivalvia; Venerida; Veneridae
Exons: 1
Coding region: 1-2340 (779 amino acids)
Molecular function (GO): zinc ion binding; nucleic acid binding
Source: RefSeq, a predicted model, not a curated record
AUGACAUCCUUAAUUGGCAAAAUUGAUCCAUUCGACUUUAGUGGCGAAUCCUGGACUUGUUAUAUGGAAAGACUAGAUCAAUAUUUCAUAAUUAAUGAUGUUGCUGAUGACAAAAGGGUACCAGCUCUCCUGGCCCUGGUAGGGUCAAAAACUUACUCAACUUUGAGAGAUUUGACAUCUCCAGCUUUACCAAAGGACAAAUCAUACGCUGAGUUAACAACACUAUUAUCGAGCCACUUCAAUCCUGCUCCACUUGUUAUUGCUGAAAGGUUCCGUUUCUGGAAGCGCGACCAAAGGGCGGACGAAAGUAUUAGUGAUUUUAAUGUGAAUUUACGAAAGCUUUCACAACAUUGUAAAUUUGGAGAGGGAUUAAAUGAUGCACUUCGAGAUAGACUAGUUUGUGGGUUGACAAAUGUAAAUAUUCAGAAACGACUCUUGAGUGAGAAAGAUUUAACGUACGAGAGGGUUCUUCAGUUAUCUAUCUCUAUGGAAUGUGCACAAAAGGACAUUAAAGAGUUGCAUCAAACAGCAGGCGGCGCUGCAUCUAUGCAUAAAGUGGCAUCUAGUUUUAACAAGAAACCUGUACAAAUAAAAAAGGACCUGGUUCAAAGGGAAUGUUACAGAUGUAAUCGUAAAAACCACACCCCUGAUGCUUGUCGUUUUAAAGAUGCAAUCGGUAACUUUUGUGGUAAAAAGGGACAUAUUUCGCCUGCAUGUAGGACAAACAAGUUUGACAAUGUUUCGAAAAAGCAAAAAGGACAUAAAAGUAAAAAUAAAAAAGGGCAAGUUCAUGGUAUAGAGGAAGAUGAUUUAGAUCUUGGACAUUGCUUAUUUCAAAUGGAUCACGAUGAUCAGGGAAAUUAUAAGAAAGUUAUCUGGGUAACUCCUACUGUGAAUGGACAAAUCUUGAAAAUGGAACUAGACACAGGUUCGGGUGUGUCGGUUAUAUCUAAGGAGGAUUGUUUUAGACUCUGGCCAAGUGCGGAAUUGGAAAAAACUGAUAUACAACUGAAAACCUAUUCUGGGGAAGUGUUGAAACCAGUUGGAUGCAUGAAAUGUACAGUAGAACAAAAUUGGCAAUGUGAAAUGUUGAACUUGUAUGUAGUGGAACAUGGUAGUAGACCGUUGUUCGGACGCGAGUGGUUACGGAGGUUACAGUUGAAUUGGCAUGAAAUAAAGUCACUCAAUUCAGAAGUGAAUAGUAUUGAUGUCAAUGAAAAAGUUAAAAAUUUGAAGUCUAAAUAUGCAAAUGUUUUCAAAAGUUCUUUAGGCAAAGUAACUGGCUACAAAGCUACUUUAAAACUGAAGCCGAAUUCAAAUCCAAAAUUUAUUAGAGCUAGGACUGUGGCAUUUGCAGUAAAGCCUAAAAUUGAAGCUGAGUUAGAACGUUUAGUAAGUGAAGGUGUUGAAAAAGUUACUCACAGUGAAUGGGCUACUCCUAUAGUACCAGUUCCUAAGUCAAAUGUGGACAUUAGGAUAUGUGGUGAUUUUAAAGUCACCAUAAAUCCAGUCUUAGAAGUCGACCAGCAUCCUCUUCCACAAAUUGAACAUAUCUUCGCAUCUCUAGGGAAAGGCAAGAAAUUCUCUAAAAUUGUCUUAAAAAACGCGUACUUGCAACUUGAAGUUGAUGAUGAAAGUAAGAAGCUCUUAAAGAUAUCAAUUCAUAAAGGUUUAUUCCGGUACAACCGUCUUGUAUUCGGUGUGGCCUCCGCGCCAGCUAUAUUUCAACGGUUAAUUGAGCAGAUCAUGGAAGACAUUCCUAAUGUUCAAGUUAUUCUUGAUGAUAUGAUCAUAACGGGAUCUGAUGACAAGGAACAUCUUGAAAUCCUUGAACAAGUAUUAAAGAGGUUAGACGAGUAUGGUCUUCGCGUAAAUGUAGAGAAAUGUAAGUUUAUGGAGCCAAAAGUUGAAUUUUGUGGGCAUGAAAUUGAUGCGGAUGGACUCCACAAGACAGAUGCAAAAAUUGCUGCAAUUGUAAAUGCACCUGAAAUUAAGAAUGUGAAAGAUCUGAGAUCAUUUUUAGGUCUAGUACAGUAUUAUGCCAAAUUCCUUGAAAAUCUCUCAACAAUACUACAUCCAUUACACCAAUUACUACAGAAAAAUGCACGUUGGAAAUGGACAAGUGAUUGUGAUAAGGCAGUUCAGACAGUCAAGAAAAUGAUCACGUCAGAUCUUGUUUUGGUCAAUUAUGAUCCAGACUUGCCAGUUAUUUUAGCUUGUGACGCGAGUUCUUUUGGACUUGGUGCCGUACUAAGUCAUAGACUGCCGAAUGGAACAGAACGACCAAUUGCCUUUGCGUCUCGUAGUCUCUCAUCCGCGAGAGAAACUAUAGUCAAAUAG